Messenger RNA from Medioppia subpectinata, 1173 nucleotides. Lineage: Eukaryota; Metazoa; Arthropoda; Arachnida; Sarcoptiformes; Oppiidae. The record is from the annotation of a GenBank genome assembly.
UUUUGAUUUGAAAUAAUCAGUGAUUUGUUUGUGAUUUUCAUUUCAUUCAUUAAAUUAUGGUUUGAUUUGUAAUACAAUUACUGCUGUUUUUUUGGACACAAAUAUUAUCAUUAAUUAAAACAUAUGGCAAAUGAUGUCUUCAUUGAUCAUAACAUACCCAUUGCUUGUAAUCCAUUCCUCCUCUUCUCGCUCCGAUUCAUACGAAGACGUUAUUUCGACGACUCGUCCAAAAUCAAGGCCGGAGUCAUCAGCGAUGCGUUGAGGGAGGCGUUGGACGUACACGAAGACAAACUGCCGAUUUGGAUAUACCGGAUGCGAGUGCUCGGGUAUCCGCCCGGCGAUGCGUUGAGGGAGGCGUUGGACGUACACGAAGACAAACUGCCGAUUUGGAUAUACCGGAUGCGAGUGCUCGGGUAUCCGCCCGGGUAUCUAAAACAGGCUCAGGUCAGCACUCUAUCCAUGUUUGACGACUCGACCGCCAAAGAAGAUGGAGAGCUGAACGAGUCGACGACCGCAUCGCCCGCCACUCCUGUUCAGUACAAUAAAGAGUCGUUUGUCGAGUAUCCGGGCUUUAAUACACCCGUUCCCGAAGGCAUCAAAGAUGAUUGGUAUAUUCUUCGUAUGCCUCCGAUGUUAGAGCAGCAGCAGCUGAAGGAGGCGCUCAAGACUAUGCACGUGACCGAACCCGUGCCUUAUAAGCGUAUGAGACAGGAGCCGCCCUCCACUUCAACACCUGUUCGGCCAAACAAUUCAAAAGCUGAGGUUUCAUCAAAUGGUUGUGAAAAGGAUGUGGAAGUGAUUGGCGAACAAUCAAAAGACAAAUCAUUAGACAGUUCGCUAAAUUCAUCCCCAGAUUCUGUACAAAUAAUAAGCGAUUCCGAGGCCAACACGAGCCAAGUCUUGGAUGACUCGUCGGUUAAAGAGUCUUCGGAUAACGAUUUGACCAAAUCAUCGCUCAAUGAGAGCACAGACAGCGCUAGAAGACUGAAACUAAUCUCAAUGGGGAGUCCAAUGCCAGCGUCGGAGCGCCCGACGAGACCAGCAUUGGAGAAGUGGUCGGUAGGGAUGGGAGAACUGUUACACUUCGAGAACCCGUCCGCAUAUACGGGACAUUUUGACAAUAAAAUGAAAGGACUUAUUAACAAAAUUAGGCUCAAGAAUAGACAGACAUAG